Molecule: messenger RNA, 2717 nt
Organism: Cynocephalus volans (Philippine flying lemur)
Lineage: Eukaryota; Metazoa; Chordata; Mammalia; Dermoptera; Cynocephalidae
Gene: PGRMC2
Product: progesterone receptor membrane component 2
Exons: 3
Coding region: 3-668 (221 amino acids)
Cellular component (GO): endomembrane system; membrane; endoplasmic reticulum
Source: RefSeq, a predicted model, not a curated record
UGAUGGCGGCGGGUGAUGGGGACGUGAAACUAGGCACCCUGGGGAGUGGCAGCGACAGCAGCAGCGACGGCAGCAGCGAGAACCCGAGCGGCGCGGGAGCGGAAGGGGGAGGCUGGGCGGCGGCGGCGUUGGCGCUUCUGACGGGGGGCGGGGAGAUGCUGCUGAACGUGGCGCUGGUGGCGCUGGUGCUGCUGGGGGCCUACCGGCUGUGGGUGUGCUGGGGGCGCCGGGGUCUGGGUGCCGGGGCCGGCGCCGGAGAGGAGAGCCCUGCCGCCUCUCUGCCUCGCAUGAAGAAGCGGGACUUCAGCUUGGAGCAGCUGCGCCAGUACGACGGGUCCCGCACUCCGCGCAUCCUCCUCGCGGUCAAUGGGAAAGUCUUCGACGUGACCAAAGGCAGCAAGUUCUACGGCCCGGCGGGUCCAUAUGGAAUAUUUGCUGGUAGGGAUGCCUCCAGAGGACUGGCAACAUUUUGCCUAGAUAAAGAUGCACUUAGGGAUGAAUAUGAUGAUCUCUCAGAUUUGAAUGCAGUACAAAUGGAGAGUGUUCGAGAAUGGGAAAUGCAGUUUAAAGAAAAAUAUGAUUAUGUAGGCAGACUCCUAAAACCAGGGGAAGAACCGUCAGAAUACACAGAUGAAGAAGAUACCAAGGAUCACAAUAAACAGGAUUGAACUUUGUAAACAACCAAAGUCAGGGGCCUUCAGAACUGCAAUUCUUACUCCCUUUCACAGAAUGUCCAGCGUCUUUGGGUUUGGUUCACCUGCUGCAAAAAACAUUCAACAGAUUGUGUACAAGAUAAAUGAGUCUCACUGAAGAUUUGAAUACUAGACGUUAUUUAUGCUGCCAAACUCAUUUGUUGCAGUUGUUUGUAAUGUCUGGUGGGGCUUCAUCAUCCUGAAAUGAAGGAGACAGGGAUUUUUUUAAAGAGCAAGAAAGUCACAAGGUUACUUUUCUCUUUUCUUUCUUUUUCUUUUUUAAAAAAUAUAUCAAAGACAACCAGAUACGUAUUUGCUACUCAAGUGUACAAAUCUCCUAAAAAACAGCAAGUGACUCUUACUUCACAUGCUGUGUUUUUAUUUUAGCAUUGAGGAGAGAGGAGACCAGAGCAGGGGAGGGUAGGGUUGCACAUCACUUUGAGUAGUUUAGUCUACUGAAACAUUAAAAUGUGAAUUCCCAAACUUUUCUUUUCAGGCUUUGUCGGGGAAAAGAAAAAAAAAACAUAUUUCUAAGAAAUCUCUGGACAUUAGGAGAAGAGAUUUCAAGUGGACUUAAGUCAAAGCUAAUUUUCCAACAGUAAGAUCAUUUGAAACCAGUUUUUAAUCUCUUCCCUUACCUUCCCCUAGAUCAAAUCGAUAUUAAUUGUGCCUUAUUUCACUUACAUAGACUUGAAUUAUUUUUAGGGAAAGCCCCUAUAUGAAUUCAGAAGUCACUAUAAGGAGCAUUGAGACUGAAGUUGGAAUAUUCUGUUGACCACAAAACCUUGAUGUCAUUCUGUGUAUAUAGAAUGUAAAAGGAACAUUCAGUGUUAACUGCCAUAUAUAUUAAUACACACAAAGUUGAUUAGCAUUGUAAUGGCCAAAUGCAUUCCCCUAUGCUUUCUCUUUUCCAAAAAAUUGAAAAACAAAUCAACAACUGUUAUCCCCCAACAGCUGCCUAAUUCUAGGAGUCUGACCCUAACCUCUCACUGGUGUGGGUGCAUGGGGUUGUGGUAUGGAUGUCUGUCUGUAUGGAUGUCUGAAUGUGUGUGAGAGCGCCUUGGAAGGGACUCAUUCUGCAGAUACUGUAAAUACAAGUACCAUUUUAAUAAAGCAUGUACAAUAAACCAAAAUAAGCUUGAGUUGGACUUUAUAUACAAAACUGAAAGCCAGUGCAUUGUGAUAUGGUAGUAAGAUUGUGCAUUUGAUUCAAGAUAAAGAAAAAUCUUGGAGAUGAAAAGCAGGCACUGGUUAACUAAGUUGUACACAUUGUACCACAUUCAGUGUAACUUUAGGAAGAAAUUCCACUUUGUGGAAUAUUUUCAAGAGAUCUGAGGUUAUUCAGGUAAGGUUAUUCAGAUAUAUUAAAAUGUACAUAUUUUUACUUUAUAUUUUGAUGCCAACUGAUUAUACUAGAAGUGGUAGCACUCCAAGCAGUAGUUAUUGAACACAAAACAAUAAAGGACAUUGUACUGAUGUUAAAUUCUUUCAUUAUUAAAUUGAAAAGGCCCUUACUAAAAGCCCUAUAUAUGUCAGUUAUUUGAUUUCAUCUUGACUGUUGAGGUUCUUUGUUGGGGACAAGUUGUACCAAAAAAGGCAAUUUUAUUUAACAAGUCACCAGUUAAAGAAAAGACUUCUCCAGCUUUAUGGGUAUAAAUGCAGAAGCCAUCAAAGAAAGGGAAACUUUUAACUACAACAAUAAGCUAUAGUGUGUAAAAUACUACAUUCUAUUCAAUCUUGGAAUGUUUUGUAGAAAAUUAUGAUCUUCGGCCAAAUCUUUGCUGAAGACUGGUUGUGAAAACAAGAGUGUUGGUAAAUGCUUUGUGUUCUUAUGUAAAAUAUUUCCUAAAAGAAAAUUUGUUAAAGUACAUGUCCUCUGUAGUAAACUGAUACAUGUGUGAAUCAUUUGAGCCUAAAGUUCAAUAAUAAAUCUGCAUUUGUGAAUAGAGAAACCCUAAAUAUUCAUGCAGUAAAAAUUAUGCGGUCUGUUGAGAAAAAUGAGUAAUUUUGUGUUUUGGACUUGAA